AUGAGGGCAACUCUCGUUCGACUCAACAUCACGCGCCUAACAUUAUUCACGCGAGUCAACUGCGGACUGUGUGAUACAGCCAAAACCCGCAUUCAGGAGUUCCAAAAAAGGAGACCAAAAAUUGACUACUCAGAAAUCGACAUCUCAGCCCCGGGACAGGAUAAAUGGCGGAAUGUCUACGAUUUUGAUGUUCCUGUUCUACACAUUGACAAAAACUUGGGUCAAGCCGAUACGACGACUCUAGAGGCUGCGAAGAAACUCAUGCACCGUUUCACUGUGGAAGAGAUCGAAUCGGCAGUUGCUGAAGUCGAGAAGAGCACGUCUUGA
Molecule: messenger RNA, 327 nt
Organism: Exophiala bonariae
Lineage: Eukaryota; Fungi; Ascomycota; Eurotiomycetes; Chaetothyriales; Herpotrichiellaceae
Exons: 1
Coding region: 1-327 (108 amino acids)
Source: RefSeq, a predicted model, not a curated record